Molecule: messenger RNA, 1297 nt
Organism: Galeopterus variegatus (Sunda flying lemur)
Lineage: Eukaryota; Metazoa; Chordata; Mammalia; Dermoptera; Cynocephalidae
Gene: TMPRSS5
Product: transmembrane protease, serine 5
Biological process (GO): proteolysis
Cellular component (GO): plasma membrane
Molecular function (GO): serine-type endopeptidase activity
Source: RefSeq, a predicted model, not a curated record
GGGAUGAAGGGAGGGGCCGUGUGUGAACUAGGGGGACCACAUCCUCCAACCAAGCUGGCUGGGCUUUUUUAAUCAACACUGACCCUUGGACAGGAGCAGAACGCUGCCUAGCAGACCCUGAAGGUUUACAUCAGUGCCACUGACCCAUAUGAGCCUGAUGCUGGAUGACCGAGCCCCUAUGGAGGCUCAGUAUGCAGAGGAGGGCCCAGGACCCAGGAUGUUCACAACAGAGCCGGGAGACCAGCAGCAACCCACCUCCCGGGCUGGGCGCCAGGGCUCCAUGCAGCGCGGCUGUGUAGUGCUGGGAGUCCUGGGGCUGCUGGCCAGUGCGGGUAUCAGCUCAUGGCUUCUAGCGCUGUAUCUGUGGCCGGCCGCCUCUCAGCCUGUUUCUGGGACCUUGCAGGAUGAGGAGAUGACGCUGAGCUGCUCAGAGGCCAGCAGUGAGGAAGUUCUGCUCCCCUCACUUCCCAAAACAGUAUCUUUCAGAGUAAACGGCGAGGACUUCUUGCUGGAAGUGCAGGUGAGGACCCGGCCAGACUGGCUCCUGGUCUGCCAUGAGGGCUGGGGCCCUGCCCUGGGGGUGUGGAUCUGCCGCAGCCUCGGGCAUCUCAGACUCACUCACCAAAAGGGUGUGAACCUGUCUGACCUCAAGCUCAGCAGCUCCCAGGAGUUCGCCCAGCUCUCUCCUGGCCUGGGAGGCCUCCCUGAGGAGGUGUGGCAUCCCAGUUUCAGGCUGGCCUGCCUGUCCAGCUGGCGGGUUCACGCGGGGCUGGUCAGCCACAGCGCUGUCAGGCCACACCAGGGGGCUGUGGUGGACAGGAUUAUCCCCCACCCCUUCUACAGCGCCCAGAGCCAUGACUACGACGACGUCGCCCUCCUGCGGCUCCAAACUCCACUCAACUUCUCAGACACCAUGGGAUGUGUGCCUGCCAAGGAGCAAUACUUUCUGAGGGGCUUGCAGUGCUGGGUGUCUGGCUGCGGCCACACCGACCCCAGCCACACCCACAGCUCAGACAUGCCCCAGGACACAGUGGUGCCCCUGCUCAGCACUCAGCUUUGCAACAGCUCUUGCAUGUACAGCGGGGCUCUCACCCACCUCAUGUUGUGUGCUGGCUACCUGGACGGAAGGCCUGAUGCAUACCAGGGGCAUAGCGAGAGCCCCUUGGGGUGCCCAGGUGGGGGCACAUGGUGCCUGGUGGGGGUGGUCAGUUGGGGUCGUGGCUGCGCAGAGCCCAAUCACCCAGGCGUCUAUGCCAAGGUGGCUGAGUUCCUGGACUGGAUCCACGACACUGUACAG